Sitodiplosis mosellana (orange wheat blossom midge) is the source of this 1785-nucleotide messenger RNA. RefSeq names its product phosphoribosyl pyrophosphate synthase-associated protein 2. Gene Ontology annotation, cellular component: cytoplasm; ribose phosphate diphosphokinase complex. Lineage: Eukaryota; Metazoa; Arthropoda; Insecta; Diptera; Cecidomyiidae. The coding region runs from base 233 to 1366 and encodes 377 amino acids. Gene Ontology annotation, molecular function: magnesium ion binding; ribose phosphate diphosphokinase activity. The record is from RefSeq and is a predicted model, not a curated record. The transcript has 8 exons. Gene Ontology annotation, biological process: 5-phosphoribose 1-diphosphate biosynthetic process; purine nucleotide biosynthetic process.
UGGUGCUUCAUGUUUCUCCGUGUGUAUAUCAUAUGACUGUUGGUAUGCGUGUGUAUGUGUGAGUGUGUUAUCUUGACAUCUAGUAAUUUUCGACUAUUUUCGCUGGGCUUGUGUCUUCAUGCAAUUUUCUCUUCACUUGAAAUUGUUCGGGCGAAAAAUACACGGCGCAAAACUCCCUCAUCACAACUUUAUCGUCAUUAUUUUUUUUUUUAUUGUAGUACAAAUUUAACGGAUGCCACUUAAUCGAAAUAAAUUUGGUAAUUUACUGCCGUUGAAGAAAUUAAAAUCGGGCGCCAUGGAAUCGUUGCCAUCAUCUGAUGUCGUUCUUGUGCAUGGAAAUUCUCAUCCAGAAUUGGCCAAUUUAAUUGCUGGUCGAUUGGGUGUAAAAAGUGGCGGCGCAUCGGUUUAUCACAAAACUAAUCGUGAGACAAUGGUUGAAAUCGGCGAUUCGAUACGUGGCAAAGAUAUCUACAUCAUUCAAACCGGAACAAAAGACGUCAAUAACAAUAUUAUGGAGCUUCUUAUAAUGGCAUAUGCUUGCAAAACAUCAUCAGCCAGGUCAAUUGUUGGUGUAAUUCCAUAUUUACCCUAUUCGAAACAAUGCAAAAUGCGAAAACGUGGCUGCAUCGUGUCCAAAUUAUUGGCUAAGAUGAUGUGCAAAUCCGGUUUAUCUCACAUCAUCACCAUGGACCUUCAUCAAAAGGAAAUUCAAGGUUUUUUCGAUUGUCCAGUUGACAACUUACGAGCUUCACCAUUUUUACUCCAAUAUAUCCAAGAAAGCAUCCCAGAUUAUCGUAAUUCGGUCAUUGUGGCCAGGAAUCCAGGUUCCGCAAAGAAAGCCACUUCAUAUGCUGAACGCUUGCGUUUAGGCAUUGCCGUCAUUCAUGGAGAACAAAAGGAAUCAGAAAGUGAUGAAAUCGAUGGACGCUACUCGCCACCAACUCUACCAUGCCGAUCACGAACAAUGGACGUUUCCGUCGGCGUACCGGUUCAUCCAGCCAAGGAGAAACCACCAAUCAAUGUGGUCGGAGAUGUUGGUGGUCGAAUUGCAAUCAUGGUGGAUGACAUGAUUGACGAUGUGGCAUCAUUUGUUGCGGCAGCCGAAGUGUUGAAAGAGCGCGGUGCAUACAAGAUUUAUGUGUUGGCCACACAUGGUUUGCUCAGUUCGGAUGCACCACGUUUAAUUGAAGAAUCACCGAUCGACGAAGUGGUGGUGACCAACACAGUUCCGCAUGAAAUUCAGAAGAUGCAGUGUCACAAAAUCAAAACGGUCGACAUAUCGGUACUGUUGGCUGAAGCCAUUCGUAGAAUUCAUAACAAGGAAUCAAUGUCUUACCUAUUCAAAAAUGUCACACUUGAAGAUUAAAUCUUCGAAUCCCUGUUCCAUAUAUGGACACGAGAAGACAAGAGAUACAAAAAAAAAACAUUCAGCUUUCUUUUUCGCAUCAGAAAAGAUACAGAUAUACAAACACACACACACACACACAUACAGAACACAUAAACGUGAAAUCAAACAAUUUGAGCUCAUUAUAUAAUUCGGGGAGAGCUCAACCACGGAAUGUAUGGUAGUCAUAAUUUAAAUCUUCAAUUCGAACACAGUUUAUGUAUAUUUUCGGAUUUAACAAGUUAUUAUGAGAGAAUAUUUCUAAAUUCGAUUGCAAACAAUAGAUUUAGAUUCUAAACAUAGAUUGCAAACAAUUUGGCAUAUUUUUUAAUUGAAUGAUGUUUAAACAGUGAUUAUGUUCAAUGCAAAAUAUCCUUAUAAAAUACAAAUAAAAUGCAAAA